Ceraceosorus guamensis is the source of this 4106-nucleotide messenger RNA. RefSeq lists its product as hypothetical. Gene Ontology annotation, cellular component: endoplasmic reticulum membrane. The transcript has a single exon. Gene Ontology annotation, biological process: GPI anchor biosynthetic process. Bases 111 to 4034 code for a protein of 1307 amino acids. Gene Ontology annotation, molecular function: mannose-ethanolamine phosphotransferase activity. The record is from RefSeq and is a predicted model, not a curated record. Lineage: Eukaryota; Fungi; Basidiomycota; Exobasidiomycetes; Ceraceosorales; Ceraceosoraceae.
GGCUAGCGCGCUGCCUGCCUGCCUGCCUGCUCUCCACGCCCUCCUUCACUCUUGACUCACUACACGCUCAUGCUCACGCUCACGCUCACGCACCCCCGCGCGCGACUAAAAUGUCCAGUCGCAAGUCCAAGCUGAAUCCUACGCCAGCGCUCGACACUGCCUCCAUACCUCGUGCAAAGCCGCGGCCACCACCACCACCUCCACCUCAACGCAGCCACUCCAACGACUCCAACGUCUCCCACAGCAGCUCCUCCACCGACACUUCCGAAGAGGAGGCAGCUCAACGCGAAGCUCAUCUGGGCGAACAAGGUGGCGCGCCUCCAAGCGUCUUCAGACCCGCAUUCAGCUCCUUUGCCCUGCUCCUCUUCAUCGCCGCCCUGCACGCCAUCGCCCUAUGGAUCUUUCUCAGCGGCUUCCUCCUCACCAGGGUCACGCUCGAUGGUGUCGCCUCCUGUCCUCACCAAAGCAACCUCACCUGGUCACCUCCUCCCCCAAUCACACACGCUGCAGGCCAUGAUGCCUCGCUGGAUGUGAGCGCAUGGCAAGAUGAGCUGGACAAGCUUGCCGAAUGCUCCCUACCCCCCGUCAAGCGCAGAGCAGUGCUGCUCAUCAUCGACGCUCUCAGGUGGGACUUUAUCGCCGACACUACGCGCGCGCACAACGCAUCCGCAUCCCCAUCCCCAUCCGCAUCAGAGUGGUCCCCCAAUCCCCACCAUCACGGCAUCCUCGAUCUGCCAUCAUCGCUGCACCGCAAUCGCCAUCGCCAUCGCCAUGGCCAAUCCACAAGCCUCUCCUUUCUCUCCCACUUUCAUGCCGAUGCUCCCACCACCACAUUGCAGAGGCUAAAGGGCUUGACCACCGGCACCCUUCCCACCUUUAUCGAUGCCGGAUCCAACUUUGCCGGAUCCGAGAUAGACGAAGACAAUUGGCUGUCCCAGCUUCGCAACGCUUCCCUCUCGCAGCCUCAGCCUCAGCCUAAUGGGCGCGCGCGCGCAGCAGGUGGUAGAGCCGGAUUGGCAUUCAUGGGCGACGACACGUGGUCUGCCGUGUACCCAGGUUUAUUCGACAAUGACUGGACAUUUCCCUACGACAGCUUCAAGGUGGAUGAUCUGGACACGGUCGAUCGAGGCGUAGAGUCGCGUCUGCUGCCGUUCUUGCAGCCUGCUAGCACUAGCAGCACUAGCAGCAGCAGCAGCAGCAGCAGCAGCAGCAGCAGCUCGCAUGCUCCGCCUCCUCCCGAUGCUGCUUCUUGGAGGCUGCUGGUGGCGCACACGCUGGGUGUCGAUCACGUGGGUCAUCGCUUCGGUGCGCACCAUCCAAAGAUGAGGGUCAAGCUGCUGGAGAUGCAGAGCUUCUUGAAAGAGGUGGUCGAGCACUUGCCCGACGAUGCUCUGCUCAUCCUGGCCGGAGAUCAUGGCAUGGAUGAUCACGGCGAUCAUGGCGGAGAUGGUGAAUUGGAAGUGGGCGCUGGGCUGUGGAUCUACGCCAAGCAUGGGCUUGGAGACGGCGACGGGGACGGGGACGCAGAGCAGGCGGAUCGCGCUGCAUCCCACGCACGCGAAGUGCAAGCCCUGCUGCAUCGAUUGGCUGCAGAUGCCAGCAUUUCGGAUGCUGUGCCUCCCUUUGCGGCAUUCAGCCCGCUGCCGCAUCCUCCUCUGCAUAGGAGCGUCAGUCAGAUCGAUCUGGUACCCACGCUCAGCCUCUUGCUCGGGCUGCCCAUCCCUUACAACUCUCUCGGAUCCAUCAUUCCUGAAUUGUUCGCCCCAACGUCUGCUUCGGACGAUGUGCUCCUCAGAGCUGCUCGCAUCAACGCCAAGCAGAUUCGCAACUACUUGUCCCACUACUCUAGGCGAUCCAAGGAUCUCAAGCGUUUCGAGCAGGAGCUAAGCAGCGCUUGGCGUAGCGCCAUUCGUGCUGAUGCCGAGUACGCUCAGGUGCUCGUCCAGGGCAGCGAUGCCGAGCGCGCCAUUGCUCGGCAUGAAUGCACCUUUGCCUACCUCCGAUUCACGCGCAUCGCCCUAGGCAGAGCCAGAAGCGUUUGGGCCCAAUUCGAACUGCACAAGAUGACGCUCGGUCUAGUCCUGCUUGUGCUCAGCUUUGGUACGCUCUUGCAACUUCGUUCGGCCUCUCGUUCGGGUCUGAUCUCUGGUCUCGCGCGGAUGGACGAGAGGGUGGAGGGAUCGGCUGGCAAGCCCCGUGGAAGCGUGCGGAUCAAGAGUCGGCUGGUCGUCAAGCGCACGCAGGGUAUUGCGCAGCUCGCAAAAUUCUCGCUGGACCGCAUCGUUGCCGGUGGUCGAUCAGGCGCAGUCGUGGGUCUGGUUCUGUGGGCAUGCAAGGCGUAUCUGCCUGGCUUGGAACUCGACUUUGUUCUCGGCGGACUGGGCAUGGCAGAUUUGACUCUGGCAGGCUUGUCGAUCGGCUCCCAACUCUCGCUACUCAUCUCCCAAUCCAGCACUUGGGCAGCUUCGCCGAGAUGGUCCAUCCAUGCCGUUCUCGGUCUCAUCUUCCCACUGCUCUACGCUGCGGGCUUUGGCAGCGUCAAAUUCGUCAUUUGGGAAGACGCAUUCGUCAACGCUUUGCUAAUCCUUGCGCUGCUCUCCCGAGCAGCUUGCGCGUACGCGUACGCCCCGACCAGAACUCUCAAGAGGCGGCAGAUUUUCCUCUCGCUUGCGCUGGCUGGUCUUGCGAGGCUUUUGGCGCUCGUCAGAGUCUGCAGAGAAGAACAAGGUCCGGACUGCGCAUCUACAUUCUACGCGAAAAAGGGCAGCACUCUGAAUAGUCCUUUGGCUGUUGGUGCAGCUUAUCUAUGUGCUCUGGCUUUGCCUGCCAUUAUCGGCAAGGUGCUGGAGCUGUCCAAAAGCAAUGCAGGGUAUGCACCCGCCUUUGAGAGCUGGGUGCUCCGACCUACCCUAUUGGUUGGAGCUGGGUACUGGCUGUUGGACUGGACAACGACUUCCGAGACGCUUGCUCUGCCCCAACCCACCAUCGCAUGGCUCCAAUGGCUCAUGAGAGUGAUGGCGCGGGUAGACCUGAUUGCUGUGCUCAUUCUAGGCUUGACCAUUUGGGCCUUCGCACCGCUAGCCCUGGAGCUCAAAGAGGAGGAAAUUACUGUACCCGCUAGGCCGGCUUCCUCUACUCCAUCGCACGCCCCGACCAAACGGAUCAUCGUGCUGGGCUUUGCCAAUAGUCUAGGCAGCUCUUACCUGUUGGGGCUGUGUCUCGUCCCGCUUGCGCUGCUCUUCUUGUUCGCGCAGCCCAUGGGUCAAGUCGUCCUGUCUGCGGGGUUCUUGACCGUAGUGGCAUUUGCAGAACUAGGCGAUGGCGAGCGAGAUGGUGGCAUGCUUCGAGAAAAGUUGCUAAGGGAUGCCAAUGCGAAAAGGACGGAGGAGAAAAGGGCUUUGGCCAGCAAAAUCGAGCCUAUGCAUGCUCCGCUAUCCCUAGCGCCCACAAUGCUAGAAGUCUCCACGCUGGGCCUGUUCGCAUCUCAACUCUUUUUCAAUACUGGUCAUCAAGCCACAUUCCCCACGAUCCAAUGGAGAACAGCUUUUGUGGGCUUUGAGAGCGUAACCUAUCCAUUCGCCCCCUUGUUCGUCUCUUUGAACACGUUUGGUCCCUUGGCGCUUCUACCAGGAUUGAUGCUCCCCCUGUUCGUCCUGUGGAACCUCAGCCCGCGGCCUCGAGCGGGACCCGGUGCGACUGCGGGCAAACCCGCUGCUGCUGCUGCCACCUCGACCAGCAAGGCCGCUUCGGGUACGGCUGCUGCGCGCACAAGCACGAUCAGCAUGCCCACCUUUUCCCACCUCUUUUCCGCAUUCCUAGCCAUCGCACUGUACAACACCAUCCUCUCCCUCGGCGCCACCUUUUUCGCCUUUUGGUUCCGCAGACACUUGAUGCUCUUCAAGCUGUGGACGCCUAGGUACAUGCUCGCUUCCGUUCAGCUCCUUGUUGGAGACCUCUCUGCUUUACUAGCCACGAUAGCCACCGCCAUUGUAGCUUCCAAAGUCUCGACGACAUUUGGCAGCGCUUUCGAUUGAGGCCCAAAAAAAAAUCAUCACACAAAUGGAUCAUGUAAACGUAUUAAUAAUGGCAUGCAUCUCAAAUUUGGC